Messenger RNA from Euleptes europaea (tarantolino), 2324 nucleotides. It is a transcript of the gene PNN, whose product is annotated as pinin, desmosome associated protein. Bases 74 to 2137 code for a protein of 687 amino acids. NCBI's taxonomy places the organism in Eukaryota, Metazoa, Chordata, Lepidosauria, Squamata, Sphaerodactylidae. Gene Ontology annotation, cellular component: catalytic step 2 spliceosome. The record is from RefSeq and is a predicted model, not a curated record. The transcript has 9 exons.
CCCUCCCUCGCACGGUUCCUCCGGCCUUGCUUUCUGCUGUGUAGGCCGCACGGUGGUGGUUGCGGCGGCAGGGAUGGCGGUAGCUGUGCGUGCUCUGCAGGAGCAGCUUGAGAAGGCGAAAGAGAGUCUCAAGCACGUCGAUGAGAACAUCCGCAAGCUCACGGGGCGAGACCCCAACGACGUGCGGCCUGCUCAAGGUAGAUUACUGACCCUCACAGGCCCUGGUGGAGGUAGGGGUCGUGGAAAUAUAUUGCUGAGGCGUGGAUUCUCGGAUAGCGGAGGAGGACCUCCAGCCAAACAGAGGGAUUUGGAAGGGGCGACCAAUAGGCUGGCUGGGGAGCGUCGGACAAGACGAGAAUCACGCCAUGAAAGCGACGCAGAGGAUGACGAUGUUAAAAAACCAGCGUUGCAGUCUUCUGUUGUUGCUACCUCCAAAGAGCGAACACGCCGAGACCUUAUUCAAGAUCAAACUAUGGAUGAAAAGGGGAAACAAAGGAAUCGGCGUAUAUUUGGCCUGUUGAUGGGUACUCUUCAGAAGUUCAAACAAGAAUCUACAGUUGCUACUGAGAGGCAAAAAAGGCGACAAGAAAUUGAACAGAAACUUGAAGUGCAAGCCGAAGAAGAGAGAAAGCAAGUUGAAAAUGAGAGACGAGAACUUUUUGAAGAAAGACGUGCUAAACAAACAGAGCUGCGGCUUUUGGAACAAAAAGUUGAACUUGCUCAGUUGCAAGAGGAAUGGAAUGAACAUAAUGCCAAGAUAAUUAAAUACAUACGAACAAAGACAAAGCCUCACCUGUUCUACAUCCCUGGCAAAAUGUGUUCUGCUACACAGAAGCAGUUUGAUGACUCGCAGAAAAAGUUAAACGCACUGUUUGAACAUAGGCGCAUUGAAUUUGCAGAGCAAAUUAACAAAAUGGAAGCCAGGCCCAGGCGGCAAUCUGUGAAGGAAAAAGAACAUCAGGAGGUGAAGAAGGAAGAAAAGAAGGAAGACCAGAACAAGGAGCAGGAAGAGGGUAAGGUGGUUCAGCAGGUGGAAGAGAUGGAGACAGGUAAUCAGAGCAAUGAUGUAGAAAUGGAAGAGGUAGGGGAGGAAAAGGAGGUAGGUGUUAGUCAUAGGGAUGGGGAGAUAGAACAGGAGGAGGAGGAUCAGAAAGAGGAAGUGCAGGUUCAAGUAGAAGAGGGAGCCGAGGUUAAAGAGAACAGGCAGCAGGACAAUCAGCAUGAUAAUGUUGUGUUGAAAGAGGAAGGUGAAAACAGUCUACCAGUAGAUGGUGAGCAGGAUGUGGUGGAAGCUGAGGCAGAUAAUGCAGAACCAGUAGAAAAUGAGAAUAGCAAAGAGAUCGAACCAGAAAUGGAGUGUAACGCUCCACCAGUCCAGGAGUGUCCUGUUAUUUCCUUGGAGAAAGAGGAAGCCAGCAAGCCAGAAGCUGAUGCUGAACCGGAGGAGACGGAAGAAAAGGAACCUGAAUUCACUCCAGUAGAGGAGGCUGAGGCCCAGCUUCAGCCAGAGUCUGUGCUUUGGCCACAGCCUCCACCAUUAUUUGAAUCCACUCAAGAUCAAGAUCCUCAGGUAGUCAAAGAAGGAACUGCGGCGCCUGAGAAGCUGCCUGAGAGUCAGGCAGACCAGGUGCAGGUAGGAAGUGCUGAAGUCAAGCACAAGAUUAGGAGCAGGAGCAGAGGCAGAGCAAAGAACAAGACUAGCAAGAGUCGAAGUCGGAGCACCAGCAGUAGCACCAGUAGUACUAGCUCUACGAGUAGUAGUAGCGGCAGCAGUUCUAGCAGUGGCACCAGUAGUAGUCGGAGCAGCUCCAGCAGCAGCAGUAGCACUAGUGGUAGUAGCAGUCGAGAAAGUAGCAGUAGUUCUAGUAGCAGCGAGAGCAGGAGUCGAAGCAGAGGGCGGGGGCAUAAUAGGGAUAGAAAGCGGAGGAGGAGCUUGGAUCGGAAGCGAAGGGAUAAUUCAGGAGUAGACAGAAGUCACAAGUCUUCGAAAGGUAGCAGCAGAGAUGCAAAAGGAUCAAAGGAUAAAAUCUCGAGGUCCGACAGGAAGAGAUCUAUUUCAGAAAGUAGUCGGUCAGGCAAAAGAACUUCACGGAGUGAAAGAGACCGUAAAUCAGACAGGAAAGACAAAAGGCGUUGACAGAAGAGUCCAGGCUCCUUAGCCUAAUCUUUGCAGCAGAAGAUUACUUGAUGAGUGAAAGGAUCCCAUGUGAGGAAGAAAAGGCUGCCUUAAUUGCAUGCUGUAUAAAAUCUCUGAGAAAUGCAGAACUCUACCGGAAAACUCUUUGCUUUUACAUGGUUUUGCAAAAGGUUACUUAUCAAAUUAU